AUGGGUAAUUACAUUACAUGUUGUGAAAAAAAACUUCAUGAAAUUGAUUGCACUGAAGGAUUUUUUCGAGAAAAAGAUAAAGAUGGAUUUACUAUAAUAAAAACGAAUCCAUAUGAUGAUCAAAAAUUUGGGCCAUAUGGAUUGAGAAAAGAAACUAAAAUAUUUAUGAAACAUAAUUAUCUACAUAAUAUUAUACAAUCUUUAUUUAAUAUAAUAGAUAAAGAAACUCUAAGAAGAGAUAUUUUAUUAAUUAGUAGUGAUGGGAGAUAUUUUUCUGACAAGGCUAUUCACAUAAUUUGUGAAAUUGCCGCUGGUAAUGAAAUAAAGCAUGUGAUAAUUCCUCAUAAAGGAUUAGCAACUGCUGCCGCAUGCGAUUCAAUUAUAAAAAAUAUAAAUGAAAAAAAUGAUUCUACACAUCCUAUAAAAAAGUGCUUUGCUAGUAUAAUAUUAACAGCAUCUCAUAAUGCAGGAGGGAAAAACGGAGUUUUUGGAAUAAAGGUUAAUAAAUAUGACGAUAAUAAACCAAAUGGAGAAUUUUUACAUAAAUUUCACAAGGAAACAUUAAAAAUAGACUGUAUAAAAAAGAAGAGAAUAGAUAAAAUAAUGUUGGAUAAAAUAAAAGUGGAGACAGUUGACAAUUUAAUUGUUGAAAUUGUUAAUCCUGUUGAAGAUUGGAUUAAUCUAAUGAAAAAAGCUUUUGAUUUUGAUUUAAUUAAAAAAUUAACAAGAAAUAAGAAUUUUAUUUUCGCCUACGAUGCAUUUCAUGGAGCAACAGGUGAAUAUGCCAAAGAAUUAUUUGUAAAUGAAUUAAAACUAAAUGAUAAAUUUUUUUUCAAUUUAGAUAAUAAAAACGAUUUCAAUAAAUUAAUACCUGACCCAAAUUUAAUACAUGCAAGAAAAUUAGUUGAUAUAAUGAAAAUAGAUGUUAUUCAGAAUAAAAAAAAAGAUGAAAAAAAAGAUAGUGAAAACAAAGAAAUGAAAAACAUAAAUGAAGUAAUACCAGAUUUAGCUGGUGUUUGCAGUUCCGAUGGAAGCAGAUGCAUGAUACUAGGAAGAAAUAUUUUCGUCAAUCCUUGUGACAAUCUUGCUAUUAUUACUCAUUAUGCAGAAAAAUGUAUUCCUUAUUUUAAAAAUAAUUUUUUAGGCGUAGCUAAAUCCUACCCCACGUCUAAAGCUGUUGAUAAAGUUAUUGAAAAAAUGAACAAAAAUAUUUAUGAAACACCACCAGGAUAUAAAUACUUUAUUAAUUUAAUAAAUGACAAUAAAAUUUCUAUUUUCGGGGAGGAAUCAUUUGGUAUAGGAAGUAGUUUAAUUAGAGAAAAAGAUGGAUUAUUUACUAUUUUAUGUUGGUUAUCUAUAUUAGCAUAUAAGAACAAUGUAGUAAAAAAUUAUGAUAAUUCCAAUGAUUUUAUUUCUGUAAAAGAUAUUGUUCACGAAUUUUGGAAGGAAUAUGGAAGAUCUUAUUACACAAGAUAUGAUUUUGAACAAGUGGAUAUAAAUAAAUGUGAUAAGAUGUUUGAAUUUUUAAACAAAAUAGUGAAAAAUGAAUUACCUCUUUAUGAAAAUGUGAAAGAACUAAAUAUAAAUAACCCUAAUCAUAGAAUAAAAAAAAUGGAAACUUUUGUGUAUAUAGAUCAUGUUUCAAAAGAAAUAUAUAAUGAUGAAGGAAUUAAAGUUACAUUUGAAAAUGAAUCUUCAGUAAUUUAUAGGAAAUCAAAAGAUACAAUAGAACAAAGUACUAUUAGAAUUUACUUUGAAAAAUUUGAAAAAGAAAGUAUCUUUUCAACAAAUCAUGAAAUUCUUGAAGAUUUAAUUUAUGCUGGAUUAAAAAUGUGUAAAAUAAAAGAUUUCAUAGGAACAGAAAAUCCAACUGUUGUUAUAUAA
Molecule: messenger RNA, 1884 nt
Organism: Plasmodium relictum
Lineage: Eukaryota; Apicomplexa; Aconoidasida; Haemosporida; Plasmodiidae
Exons: 2
Coding region: 1-1884 (627 amino acids)
Biological process (GO): carbohydrate metabolic process
Cellular component (GO): cytosol
Molecular function (GO): phosphoglucomutase activity
Source: RefSeq, a predicted model, not a curated record